Messenger RNA from Ceutorhynchus assimilis (cabbage seed weevil), 4458 nucleotides. NCBI's taxonomy places the organism in Eukaryota, Metazoa, Arthropoda, Insecta, Coleoptera, Curculionidae. The record is from the annotation of a GenBank genome assembly.
AUGGAAGACGAAGGCUCACAAUCGAUAUUAUGUGCUUGGCCCUAUAAAUGGUCAGAUUGAACGACUGGCAGUGGCAGUCCACAAGCAAAAUCACCGGCAGGAAGCAGCGCAGGGGCGCUAGUACCUUCGGAUCCUGCGCGUACCCCCACGGCACCAGCGAACAAAGCGCUGCAAAAUGUCAAGGGGGGAGACCAUCCGUCGGUAAGCCAGCCUGGCCAGGAUAUGGCCUUCCUUCAAAGUCGCUCAAUAUCAUUAGUGGACAUGUACAUUGACAAUUCCGAACCAUCGGAAAACGUCGGACAAAUACAUUUUUCUUUGGAGUACGAUUUUCAGAAUACCACGUUAAUUCUUAAAAUUAUGCAGGGUAAAGACCUACCGGCCAAAGAUCUGUCGGGCACGAGCGACCCCUACGUCAGGGUGACCUUGUUGCCCGAUAAAAAGCACCGAUUAGAGACGAAGAUUAAACGUAGGACCCUAAAUCCCAGAUGGAACGAGACGUUCUAUUUUGAGGGAUUUCCCAUCCAGAAGUUACAAUCCAGGGUUUUACAUCUGCAUGUGUUCGACUACGAUCGGUUUUCCAGGGACGAUUCUAUUGGAGAAGUUUUCUUACCGCUAUGCCAAGUUGAUCUCAGUGAAAAACCCUCAUUCUGGAAAGCCUUGAAACCACCAGCAAAGGACAAAUGCGGAGAACUGCUUACGUCGUUGUGUUAUCAUCCCAGCAACAGCGUUCUUACCCUAACAUUGCUCAAAGCACAUCCCUACGUGAAAGUCUGGCUUCAAUUUGGCGACAAGCGCGUGGAAAAACGUAAAACAGCCAUCUACAAAUGCACACUUAAUCCUGUUUUUAAUGACACGUUUUCGUUUAACGUCCCGUGGGAGAAGAUACGAGAAUGUUCGCUAGACGUCAUGGUGAUGGAUUUCGAUAAUAUAGGAAGAAAUGAAUUGAUAGGAAGGAUAUUGUUGGCUGGUAAAAAUGGUUCGGGUGCUUCAGAAACGAAACACUGGCAAGACAUGAUAACGAAACCCAGACAGACCAUAGUGCAAUGGCAUCGACUCAAACCAGAGUAGACAAGAGAUGGUAACAAACAAGAAACACACACACAAAAAAAAACAUAUUCUAACUGUGUAUUAAAAUAUUUAAUUAUAAUUAACUUUGCAUCUGAUAAACUUAUCAGUUUUAAAUAUUAUUAUAUUUAUAUCAUAUUUACAUUUGCCAAUUUAUUAUAAUAUGAAUUUAUUGACAAUAAGAUUACUGAUGUUGAGGCGAUAGAACUCAAGUUUAGAUAGUUUAAUGGGUUCUAACGAAAAUAUAUUUUUCAUCUAUCUGGUAAAUUGUGUGUAUCCAAAAUUAAAUUUGUUUGGUACUUGUAAUUUUAAUGGAAAAUAGUUGCCAACAGACUUUAAAAUAUUGAAACAUAUUGACGUUAUUUUUAAACUGUUUAAACUUGAGAUCUUGGCUUUUCUGAUGGUUUUAGGUGUCCAAUUACAAUUAUUUUCCAAUCAUAAAUAAUUUUCAAUCUUUCUUAAAUGCAUGGGACUUAUAGGAAAUCGCUAAAUUUUUCAGGAUUAAUAAACUAACAUCGUAGUCAGGCUAUUAUACCAAAGUUGUCCUAACGUGCCCCAACAUUCUCAUCAAUUUGUAUAGUGACUUCUGAAAAUUUCAUAAAUAUCAUGCAUUUAUUCUCUAACUUAACCCUCUUCCAUUGUGUGGUUUGGUUUAAAGACUGCUGCGGAAAUAAAUCUUAAGAAUUUUUUCUCCAUGUAUAAACGAAAUAUCUAUUGAGAAAAUAUAUAUCCAUAUCUUUACGUUAGUUCACCGGUAAUCAAUAUUUAGGACAAGUAAAAACCAAGUUCACUUUCGUCAACGUUCCAUAUUGUUUCAAUCAAUGGAAAUGAUAAUAAAACAGGAGAAAUUAUGCUAUACUAAUUACACUAUAACGAUGAGAUACAAAGAAUGAUAGGUACGAGAAUUCACUAGCAAAUCAUUGGCGGGUGGAAGCUAGACGAAAGAAAAAGACUGGAGAAAGGGAGUAAAUGAAGAAACGAGGUCCAAGAAUGGUGUGAGUCUUAUGACUUUACUAUUUUCGUAAUCGCCUUAGACAACGUUAAGAAAAGCAUAAUUGGUCGAGAAUUAGAAAACUAAGCAACAAUCUCAAUGCCUGCUGGAGAAAUAGCACAGCAGUGGAAGUGGAGAACUAUCGGUCUGCCAAGACCUCAGCAAGUCAAAUCUUCCUAAUCUGUAGGGGGGAAAAUAGAACAAGUAUCGGGCAGAAAAAUUUGAGAGAAGCGGAUGGACACAUUUCUUUACGAAAACAAGGUUCAAGACGAGAUCAUCAGCUAAUUCAUACUGCUUAUUGUGACGAAUAUCAUCUAUAACAUAUAAUAAUAUAAAUAAAACUCCAACUUUCCUUCUUUUUAUUUCCAGAUUUCAUUAAUCGAGCGGAAUUGUUUCGCUACAGAAAUAAGUUUCCGGUAAAAGUAGAGAGUAGAGGUUCGGUACGGUUUUCAAUGAGAUGUAUUUUUAAAUUUCCUUACAGGUAAUAACUCCAUAUUAUCAAAAAGAAUAUCAUCACAGAUGUCAAUGUAGUAAAAAAAACUUCUCAGCAGGUAGAGCGAACAUCGGUUAGUUAGGGCAGGGCCAGAAAUAGGAUCGACAUCAUGAAAGUUAGAGUAAAGAUGAUAUCGAAUACCUACCUGAAAUGCAUCGAUAGAAAAUAACCUGUUACCUACUAAGAAACUGAUACCUGACUCAUCUGAACGAAGAUGAGAACAAUGUCGAAAAAUUAAGUGCCUCAAUCAACAAUACUUUUAAGGAAGCCCAGAGGCGAAUUACUGCAUAGCAGUUUAAACCAGGGAAGAAAAAUUGAGCCAAAGUAUGACAAAUAUCAUGAACUAAAAGAAGAGACAAACAAAUAUCGAAAGGUAUCCUAAGGCAACUGAACAAAGAUAUUUCCAAGUCUGCCUGACGUGAUCUUUGAACAUACGAUAACGAACGUUUAUCUGAAGUGAAUCUGGAGGAGUAUUUUCAAACUCGCCGAUAAAAACGGUAACAUUAAAACAAGUAAAGUUGAUGUGUUGAAAAUUACAGAAGAGUUUCAUAGAAAACUUUACACGGGAGACACGGAUAAGUCAAAUGCAUGGCGGAUGCCAAAAAUUUAAAAUAUCGGAUCUGAGGAUAUUUCAGAUGUAUAUCUGGAUGACAUAACUGCUUCCGUCUCAGAAAUGAAAAACAAUAUAACGGUAUAGCUAUUGAAUCGACUAGGGAGGGCGGUGGGUGAAACUUAUUAUGUGCUUUCCAUACACUUUUUAACACCAUAAUAUGUCUUCUCAAAGGGGCUACACCUUCUCAAUGGCAUAAUUUUGUAAUAGUCAUCAUGCAAAAAAGGGUAUAUUGCAGACAUGGAACUUUACAAAAAGACUCGCAAAAGUUGCAAAUCAACUCGACAAUUACCAACCAAUGGAGCAAGCCAGUUUCCAACGAGAUAAGUGACUCCAUUCAUGAAAACCUUGUUUGAGAAAUGUGUUGAAUACAAUAAGCCGCUUAUUUUUAUAUUUGUGAAUUAUGAAAAAGCAUUCGACACGAGUGACCAGCAGCAAAUGCUCUUAGCUCUUGCUGAUUGUCAAAUAAACCACCGCACCCAAGGUUGUUUGAGAUCGAGUUGUCUGAUAACUUUUAUGACGUCAUCUGGGGUGCCUCAACAUAAUGCAUAUCCCUAUAAGGCAUCUCAGAUGACGUCAUCAAGUUACGCAUUACCAGAUAACCUUUCAACUUUAGGAACCUAGCACCACACCGAUAUAUUCUCGUAAUUUCAACCAUCUAUGAAACUGCACUGUCAUACGUUAAACUUCUCGAAAAUACUAGCAAAUGACACCGAAAUUUGAAUAUGUGUUAGACCUUGUCGACCUUGACUUCCUGAUAAAAAGUUUUCAUCGUUCCAACCCAAUCCUAUGACUAGUUUUCGAGAUACUGAUAGUUUGUUGUCUAAAAAAUGUACAUAUUCAUAUGUAUUUACAUCUACUCUCACGUGAGCUUGAAGAUCUACCUGUCCAUCCUGGGUACAUUUUUAGGUGACAGGUAAAUGUAUAUGGAUUGGUACAUUUCUUGGACAUUGAACUUCCUGUUUCACAAAAACUAGUCCUAUAGGAUUUGGUUGGGCUGAUGGAAACUUUUAUGGGGAAGUCAAGGUUUACCGUAUACUACAUCAAAAUUGCAUUGAAUUUGGCAGAAAACGAAAAACCCAAAAGAGGUGUGCGGGGUUCUUAGAAUAGAGCGCGGUGUCAGACAAGGAGACAUCGCCUAUCCCAAAUUAUUCACCAAACAUGCUUGAAUAUAAUAAAUCUUUUGGUAGCAUCCAAAAAGGUCCGACCAAAAAUUAAUAUGUACCUCGAAAACACAUUUUAUGAAGAACCUUGUAGUUAAUGGCUGUAAAGUUCCUCUGAAUGGUGGAGAGAUCGAGC